CUGGAGGGUUCUUCGUGGUAGUAUUAGUAAAAAAGUCUUCAAUGCCAUGGAAUAAAUGUCCCCCAAAGCUGCAGGGUGAGUCUGCAGAGCCGCGGGGGCCUGUGCAGCUGGGACCGCAGAUCCCAUGGGAAGGAGCGUUUCCCACCCCUUGAAGCUGGAGAGUAAACUGGCCACUGGUGUUAGCGACACAGAAGCAACUGAAAGAGCUGAGAAUUUAGAGACUAAUGGAAAUAAGAAAGAUGGUGUGUGUGGUCCUCCUCCAUCUAAGAAAAUGAAGUUAUUUGGAUUUAAAGAAGAUCCGUUUGUAUUUAUUCCUGAAGACGACCUCUUAUUUCCAACUAUCCAGAAAUUUUAUGCUUUGGGCCCUUCCUUCCCAAAGAUGAAUUUGUUAACUCGAACCGUGGAGGGGAAGAGAAGGCAGCUCUACAUGGUGUCCAAGGAGCUGAGAAACGUGCUGCUGAACAACAGUGAGAGGGUGAAGGUUAUUAACACUGGGGUUAAAGUUUGGUGUCGAAAUAACAGCAGUGAAGAGUUCGACUGUGCUUUCAGGUUGUCGCAGUAGGGAAUAUAUACGUUGUAUCCAUUUAUUAAUUCAAGAAUUAUCACCGUCUCGAUGGAAGAUGUUAGAAUUCUGUUAACCCAGGAAAAUCCAUUUUUUAGAAAACUCAGCAGUGAAGCAUACGUCCAAGUCAAGGACAUGGCCAAGGGCAGCGUUGUCCUGAAGUACGAACCGGACCGCAUGAAACCGGACACGCUCCAGUGCCCCAUCGUGUUGUGUGGAUGGCGGGGAAAGGCCUCAAUUCGAACUUUUGUGCCAAAGAACGAACGGCUUCACUAUCGCAGAAUGAUGGGGCUGGAAGUGUUGGUAGAAAAGAAGAAAGAGGGGGCUGUUCCGACGAGCGAGAGUGCAGCCAGCCCUGGGGCUCCGGAGGACAAGGUGGGUGCAGAGCAAGGGGCAGAGUAGCCGGCUGGCCGGAUGCCACCACAGGCAGUGACCCGGCG
Kogia breviceps (pygmy sperm whale) is the source of this 1002-nucleotide messenger RNA. NCBI's taxonomy places the organism in Eukaryota, Metazoa, Chordata, Mammalia, Artiodactyla, Physeteridae. The record is from RefSeq and is a predicted model, not a curated record.